Molecule: messenger RNA, 2289 nt
Organism: Trachemys scripta elegans
Lineage: Eukaryota; Metazoa; Chordata; Testudines; Emydidae
Gene: GREM2
Product: gremlin 2, DAN family BMP antagonist
Exons: 3
Coding region: 368-874 (168 amino acids)
Biological process (GO): animal organ morphogenesis
Molecular function (GO): receptor ligand activity; BMP binding
Source: RefSeq, a predicted model, not a curated record
CCACGCAGUGCCUGAGAAGAGUCAGUGCUGAGCCUCCAGUGUUCCUUUCACAUCUGCACCAAAGCUAGCCUGAGACCCUGCAAAGCAAGGCAUGCGCUCCUCAUUCGCAGUUCUUUUAAAUUGAGCUCUUAUGGGCAUCUGCAGCAGCCUGGUUGAGUCAGAACUGAAAGCAGCAGCAGCAGUAGCAGUGGGAGACUACACUUAAUCACUCCAUUGGAUAUAUAAUAACCUCCAGGACGCAGGGAACUGAAGAAAACCCCUCAGCUGGUUGCAGGACAACAUUGAGCAAAACACUUUGCCACAGGCUGCUAUGUAUGAUUGGAUAUGGAAUUUUGACCAGGUGCCAAUUAUUAUCCUUUAAUCCAGGAUGCUCUGGAAACUUGCCUUAUCUGUUUUUCUGGUGGCGACCUUGGUUAAAGUAACAGAUACCAGGAAAAACCGUCCUGCAGGAGCAAUUCCAUCUCCCUACAAAGACAGCACAAGCAACAACUCAGAGAGGAGGCAGCAUCUGAACAAAGAAGUACUGGCCUCCAGCCAGGAGGCCCUGGUGGUCACUGAGAGGAAGUACCUUAAAAGUGACUGGUGCAAAACCCAACCCCUGCGGCAGACUGUCAGCGAGGAGGGCUGCAUAAGCCGCACCAUCAUCAACCGUUUCUGCUAUGGCCAGUGCAACUCCUUCUAUAUCCCCCGGCAUGUGAAAAAGGAUGAGGAAUCCUUCCAGUCCUGUGCUUUCUGCAAGCCUCAGAAAGUCACCUCCUUCACUGUGGAGCUGGAGUGCCCUGAGCUGGAUCCACCUUUUCGACUCAAGAAAAUCCAGAAAGUCAAGCAGUGCAGGUGUAUGUCUGUGAACCUCAGCAACUCGGACAAACAGUGAAAGCAAGUAUCUGGCUACUGCUUGGCAUCACCCCAUCAGAUUUGCUGCUGUCUCUCCUCUUCCCUGAGCAGACUCAUUGUCUGGUUUUCUUCCUUCAGGAUGCAUCUCUCUAGCAGGGGAGGCUCACUUGUCAUUUGCCUACUGGAAAUAAAGCUUGUCCUGGGCUAUGUUAGGCACCUUGCCAUAAAACCUCAACAUAUUUCCAAUAUAAUCCUCUUAAAAUUGAAUCUUUAAGGGUGGAGCAGGACCCUCCGAAUUUGGGAUUGAUCAUCUAGGUGUCCGAUGGCUGAAUCCAGCAUUAACAUUUCCACUAUGUGGGAAAAACUCUCUGCCCUACACUCCAGUCCUUUCUGUGGGAAGAAAAUGUGUCUCGCUACCUUUGCCGUCUCACUCAGUGUUCAGUCUGGAGCUUUUCACCUUCAUAUUUAAGCGCUUGGUGCUGCCAGCUACGGCUGUGAGGUGCAGCUAUGGGAUACAGUAGAGUACUAAAAGAAAAUGAGAGGCCACGAGCCUGAUGAGAGAACUCUAACUGUAGGAUGACGGAGUGCAGAGCCAUUCUGUGUCUGAGAUGGAGAUGAGCAUGGGGAGAGGGAACGUUAGGUUGGCCACAACUCUCUCAGCAGCCACCACCUUUCCAUCAGCAGACUGAAGAUGGAUUCUUGUGCUGUUGCAAUUUGACUAUAUCAAACACACAGUCUCAACAGCAAUGUUUAUUUUGUAACCUAGCUAUAGUAAAGUUGUUUAAAAUAUUAUUAGACCUAGCUAUGUAUAUUUUUCUUCUGGCAGAAUAUUCCGAAGAUUAGAUUAAAGUGUCUUGAGCAAAUAGAUUUGAUUGCUAGGUCAGUCACCUGACUUGAAACUGACAGGUUUUGAAUGGGCUUUCAGUAGAUUCUGCCAUAGUAUGUUCCACAACCCAUCCAGUUAUUACUGUGUAUUUAUACCUAUGUCGGGUAGGGUGGGGGGAGGGAAUUAAAACACUUGGGAGCAGUAUUCCACUUAAGUUAUUAAAGCAUUGUAGCACAAAGGACAGAUUGCAGUCGUUGUUGCUUUGAAUACAAAAGCUGCCUUACGUAUCAGUUUCUUCAGGUGUCGGGAGUGGCGUCUUCCACACAGUGAAUGGGAAUCAAGUGACCUUUGUCAUGUUGAAGGAAGAGCAGGCUAGCAAAUGCUUGUAGAAUGGGGUCAAAGCUACAGAAAUGAGGAAGGGUUCUGUCCCCUCCUUUACAAAUUGGGAGGGAAUGAGCUGUUGUAACUACUGCAGCAGUGUUGCCCCAUUACAUUUUUGAUAUAGGGGUAUAAUGAAUACAUGUUGAUGGCUAUUUUAAAGUCAUACUAAGUUACUCACUCACCAAAGUUUAGCAUGUUUGUAUAUUCAGUAUGUUCCAGUUCAGAUGUCUAAGACUAGUGGCUGUAAU